CGCCGGGAGACGGAGCGCGGAGGGCUGGUUGUUGUUGUGAUGGUGCGGCGUGUCUGUGGCCCGGUACCCGCGGACAAAGUUCGGAGGAAACGCCUCCUCUGGCCCGUCUGGUGCCGAGCGGCGGGACCUUCUCUAGAGCGGGCUCCACGCCCAGCACGGCACGGCACGGCGUGGAAAUGCACGACUUCAGGCUCGGCCUGUUGAUCACAGUCAGCAGUUACUCGCAGUCCUCCGCUUCCGUUGGUCUGUAGUGUAACGCGCACGCGGGCGCUGUGUGUCCAGCAUUUGUGUGUUUUUCUGGUUUCCGGUGGAAGUUGUUCACUAAACAGACACGAGGAGCGACGUUCCCUCCCGUUUCCGGUCUUUACGGCGUGAUAAGGGGAGGUCGUCGCAGACUUUAACCCCGCAGGCUGUCCUCUCCAGGUGUAGUAGCUCACCUGUGACAGAAACCGUACAGCAGGUAGACUGCACAGGUGUACUGACCCAGCUCUACUGUAGAACCCAGUCAGGUGACGUCAGCAUGGCUUCCCCAAAAACAGACGCAGGAAUGUCUCCAAAGAUCACCGGGGAGCUGCUCCGGCUGCUCCGGAACGCCAUGAGGAACUGUAAAUAUGUGUCGGAGCCCAUCCAGGCCUACAUCAUCCCGUCUGGAGACGCGCAUCAGAGUGAAUACAUUGCACCGUGUGACUGCAGGCGUGAGUUCAUCAGCGGAUUCAACGGCUCUGCCGGGACCGCCAUCGUCACGGAGCAGCACGCUGCCAUGUGGACGGAUGGGAGAUAUUUCCUCCAGGCCAGUCAGCAGAUGGACAACAACUGGACUCUCAUGAAGAUGGGACUGAAGGAGACCCCCUCCCAGGAGGACUGGCUGAUCAGCGUUUUGCCAGAAAACUCCAAAGUGGGAGUGGAUCCUUGGAUCAUCGCUGCUGACCAGUGGAAGAACAUGUCCAAGGCGCUGACCAGCGCCGGCCACUCUCUGGUGGCGGUGCAGGACAAUCUAAUCGAUGUGGUCUGGACAGACCGGCCUGAAAGGGCCAGCUCGCAACUACGCAUCCUGGGAUUAGAGCAUGCAGGCGUCUCCUGGCAGGAUAAGGUGACGGCGCUGCGAGGCAAGAUGGCAGAGAGGAAAAUCAACUGGUUUGUUGCCACAGCACUGGAUGAGAUUGCAUGGCUCUUCAACCUCCGUGGUGCCGACAUUGAAUACAACCCAGUUUUCUUUGCAUAUGCCAUAUUUGGGAUGAACUCAAUAAGGCUGUUUGUGGACUUGAAGCGUCUUUCUGACCCCGCCCUGAGAGACCACCUGCAGCUGGACUCGCCCAGCAGGCCCGACAUGAGCGUCCAGACCUUCCCUUACGAGUCCGUCUACACGGAGCUGCAGGCGAUCUGCGCGGCGCUCGGCCCCAAGGACAAAGUGUGGAUCUGCGACAAGGCCAGCUGCUGCCUCACUCAGGUCAUCCCGAAGCCCCACAGAACUCCAAUUCCCUACACGCCGCUGUGCCUCGCCAAGGCGGUGAAGAACCCGACGGAGGUUCAAGGCAUGAAGCGGGCGCAUAUCAAGGAUGCAGUUGCUCUCUGUGAACUCUUUGCUUGGCUGGAAAAGGAGAUCCCAAAAGGCACAGUGACCGAAAUCUCUGCUGCUGAUAAGGCUGAAGAACUACGCAGUCAACAGAAAGAUUUCGUUGGCCUCAGUUUCCCCACCAUCUCCGGCGUGGGCCCAAAUGCAGCCAUCAUACAUUACGGACCUCUGCCCGAAACCAACAGGACUCUCACCGUGAACGAGGUUUACCUGAUCGACUCUGGAGCUCAGUACAUAGAUGGAACAACAGAUGUGACGCGGACCGUGCACUUUGGGACUCCUUCUGCUUAUGAAAAGGAAUGUUUCACGUAUGUUCUGAAGGGACACAUAGCAGUCAGUGCCGCCAUCUUCCCCAAUGGAACUAAAGGACACCUCUUGGACUCGUUCGCCCGUGCUGCUCUCUGGGAGUCUGGACUGGACUACCUUCAUGGAACGGGUCAUGGCGUGGGCUGCUUUCUCAACGUGCAUGAGGGUCCCUGUGGCAUCAGCUACAAAACCUUCGCCGAUGAACCUCUGGAGGCCGGCAUGAUCGUCAGCGACGAACCCGGAUACUAUGAAGAGGGAGCGUUUGGGAUUCGUGUUGAAAAUGUGGUCCUGGUUGUACCGGCGAAGCCCAAAUACAACUACAGAAACAGGGGAAGCCUGACGUUUGAGCCUCUGACUUUGGUCCCAAUCCAAGUCAAGAUGAUGAACACAGAGCUGCUCACUCAGAGGGAGCGGGAUUGGGUGAACGAGUACCACAGACGGUGCAGGGACGUGGUGGGGGCGGAGCUGGAGCGGCAGGGCCGGCAGCAGGCCCUGGAGUGGCUGAUCAGAGAGACGCAGCCGAUCGUCUGAGUCUCCUGCACAGCCGGACGAGCAGCGAUAAUCAUUUCUGUCUCACAUUCAGCUUCUUUUUGUAAAGCGCAUUGAUCAGCGGUUUUAUUAAAGGUUGUUCAGUCAAACCCUC
This is a messenger RNA of Oryzias latipes (Japanese medaka), 2522 nucleotides long. It is a transcript of the gene xpnpep1, whose product is annotated as X-prolyl aminopeptidase (aminopeptidase P) 1, soluble. The record is from RefSeq and is a predicted model, not a curated record. NCBI's taxonomy places the organism in Eukaryota, Metazoa, Chordata, Actinopteri, Beloniformes, Adrianichthyidae. Gene Ontology annotation, molecular function: metalloaminopeptidase activity.